Molecule: messenger RNA, 3484 nt
Organism: Marchantia polymorpha subsp. ruderalis
Lineage: Eukaryota; Viridiplantae; Streptophyta; Marchantiopsida; Marchantiales; Marchantiaceae
Source: the annotation of a GenBank genome assembly
GAGAGCGAAGGUGCAGACGAAGAGCAGCUGCUGCUCUUCGUCUCCUCUGCUUCAGAUGAUCUGUCGUCGUCUGUCGUGGGCUUCUAUUCAUUCUCUUCUAUUGUUUCACCUUCGCCUUCUUCUGUCCUGGACUUCACCUUCUCCGCCUCUUCUAUUCUAUUCUAACAACUGUCAAUACUCCUCUCGCCUCUCGUAAUCGCAGCAUUUCACCCCCAGCUCGCCCAGAAGGAAGAGAGAGAGAGAGAGAGAGAGAGAGAGAGAGGUGAGGCAGUCAUACAAUCCAGUCCGCUUACUUCUACUUCAAUUACCAGUCGCAUUUGAGAGAGAGGCGGGGUGCGUGCCUAAGCUUAAGCUGGUGGGCAUUGCUGUGCAUUGAUGGUGGAUGAAUUGAUGAAUGAGGAGUAGUUGGAAAGCGAAGGGAGGGCAAGCGAAGGAGGGAGGGGAGGAGAGAGAGGACGAUUGCCGCCCGAGUCUUAGAGGAAGAGGAGGAGGAGGAGCAAGAGGUACUCGGCUGGGGUGUUCAUUCGCAUCAGUGUAACAGUAGUUCAUGCUGUUGGCGAAUGUGGCUGGCCUCACAAUAGUUUCUGUACACCUUCCUCGCUUUCCCAAUCACUACAUUUAAAAUUCGUUUCUUCGAUUCUGGAGGUGCAUGCUUCUUUCAUUCAUAUCCCCAUGUUGUGUCUCAAGGGUUCUUACAUUCUGGUGUCUGAGUCCCUCACCACCACCACCACCAUCACAAACACCUCUGCUGCUCCUGCUACUUCCCCAGCUUCUUUUCCUCUCCCUCUCCCUCUCCCUCUACGAUCGCCUUCACCACUGCCCGCCCUGCUUCUCCGGCUUUAGUUUCCGAUCCGCGUCCACUCCGAGCUCGUCUCGGCUGCUCUCCAGCAGCACCACCUCUCUGUAAAGCGAUCAAUCAGCUCCGUGCUACUUGGCUCGCUCGCUCGAUUGAUUGACGCCUUGCACGCUUGCAUUCGGAGCCGGUGCAGAGUCUAUCUCAUCUAUCCACCUAACACCCGCGAGAAGAUUUACGCGGAGCCCGGGACGAAACAGGAGCUAGACUCAGACAUAAACAGCUCGGGCGAGGGCGAAUUGUAGCUCGCAUUUCGGAGAGGAAUUCUGGAGCCGGGCAUUGUUGUGUGGGGUGACGAAUCGACGAGCUAGCGCUGAGAGCUGAGAGCUGCGCGCAGACGCGAAUCGCAGGGGGACAUUCAUCAUUCGGCCGCCAGAAUUUCGCUGCAUUUCAAGGUGCCAAGUGGACCGCGAGAGUGAGCCGUCAUGGAUGCGAGUGAGGUGAAUCAAGCAGGGUCCCUGGAGGCGGUCGUCUCGGACGAGCAGAAAGCGGUGGCAGUCGCGCCGGUCGAAGCCUCGGACACGCCGGAGCAGCAGCGCGGCGUGAAGCGAUCGCGCCGUGACAGAGGAUCCACUGCCAAGGACAGAAUCAGCAAAAUGCCGCCUUGCGCUGCGGGAAAACGAAGCUCCAUUUACCGAGGAGUCACUCGACAUCGGUGGACCGGGCGCUACGAAGCGCAUCUCUGGGAUAAGAGCACAUGGAAUCAAACGCAGAACAAAAAGGGAAAGCAAGUUUAUCUCGGGGCUUACGACGAAGAGGAGGCGGCAGCUCGCGCUUAUGAUCUCGCUGCUCUCAAGUAUUGGGGCCCCGGCACGCUCAUCAAUUUUCCCGUGAGCGAUUAUGCGCGGGACAUCGAAGAGAUGCAAAAUGUCACGCGGGAGGAAUACCUCGCGUCGUUGAGGAGGAAGAGCAGCGGAUUCUCCAGAGGCGUAUCCAAGUACCGAGGAGUCGCAAGACACCAUCACAAUGGUCGCUGGGAGGCCCGUAUCGGUCGAGUUUUCGGCAACAAGUAUCUCUACUUGGGCACUUACAGUACCCAGGAGGAAGCAGCAGCAGCAUACGACAUGGCAGCGAUCGAGUACCGAGGGCUGAACGCGGUGACCAACUUCGAUCUGAGCAGGUACAUUCGCUGGCUGCGACCAGGGCAGGGGAACUCGGCGCUGCAGGAGCCGGAGUCGAAUUUGAGCCCCGUGCCGGGGGACGAGUCGCAGCUGCUGGUGGACGAGCAAUGUCAAGCGGCUGCGGCCGCCGCCGCUGCGGCUGCGGCCGCAGCCGGGGUGGGCGAAGAGCCUCACCCGCCGGUGUGGCCGGCGCAAUCCACCGAGCCUUACCAGCUGCCGGCGCUGGGGCUGGCCAGCAAUGGCUCGCAGCAGCAACAGCAGCAGCAGCGAUCGUCAUCCUCGCCCACAGCCCUCAGCCUGCUGCUGCAGUCGUCCAUGUUCAAGCAGAUGCUCGAGCGAGCCUCGUCCGCCUCGGGCCCGACCGACUGUGACUCCACCACCCCGUCGUCCGACCUGGGCAUGGACCCUUCGGGCGCUCCUCAGCAGCUGCAGCAGCAGCAUCCGAGCAGUCACUUCUUCUCCACUCACCAAGCCCCUCCUCUGGUGGAGGACGACAGCUCCGAGCACCAGGAUGUGUCGUCCUACCUCUUCUCGAACCCCACCUCGUCGUCGAAUCACCACCACCACCACCACCAUCUGAGCAUGUAUGGAGACCACCUCACGCCGCAAGAUCACCUGUCGCCUUAUUCCUCAUUUCCUCCCGGGGUCUCCUCGUCGCUGCCGACUGAUUCCGAAGGCGUGGCCGCAUCUCUCGACGAUGGAUCAGCGUACUGGAGUUUCGGUGGUGCCCUGCCUCUGAACCCGAUCACCAGCUGCUAGUUCGCUAGUCGGUCGGUCGGUCGGUCGGUUGGGGCGGUCUGACAACCCCCCAGCUCGGAUUGAGCUCAUCGUCAGUGUUCUGGUUCGAAGCGAACAGCGAGGGGGCAGAGCCAUCGACAGUGCGAGAAAGCGCGAGCAGCAGCAGAGAGAAGUAUGUAACAUGAAGCCAUACCUUACGCACUCUUAAACUUUCUCUGGCUGCUUCAGCUGCUGCUGCACAGAACACUCAUGGACGCAUGGAUGCAUGGAUGGGAUCGAAGAGGACGACGAGUUCACUCAGGUGAAUCUGUCGAACAUUCCCAGGAGCCUGAAACCUCUCUGUUUCUAGCUGCACUAAUGACUCCAUUGGACCACUCUUCUGGAAGAAUAAGAAGGUCGGAAGCAGCCUAUGUACUAGGAAAACAAACAUUUCAUAAGAGUGGGGACGGGGAAAGGAGGGGAAUCCGAAGGACUGUGCAGGUUUGAUUGAUUGCAGAUGUUGUUCCCGCCCACACAAUCAUAGAAAAAAACACUGAUUCUUAGAGGGGUCGAUAAAAGGGUCGAAAAGCCGGGUCGGAUGCCCUUGUACCAGUAUAAACGUCACCCAUCCCUCAUUUCAUAUUCAACAUAAGAUAAAACAACUUCACACACACACACAAACACACACCUGACAGCUUCAAUGUGUACCUCGGUACAGUUGUCUACAGAUGUCAUUUCAAACGAGCACUUUCAGCUCGAUUCUGCAUAUAAUACAAGCAACGAUUUCCUACGU